AUGGUCGUGCAUACCAGUCCGCUGCCAGAUCUCGACAUUCCCAGGGUCAAUCUCCUGAGCUAUCUGUAUCCCUCGGACGAGCAGCCUUCGGACGAGCCAGUAUGGAUCGAUGCGGCCGAGCCCAAGAAGGCACUGAGCCCACGACAAAUGCUCACAUGGGUAAAACGAAUCAUGAUUGGCCUGGACAGGCUGGGUCUUAAGAGGGGGGACGUCUGCCUCAUACACACGCCGAAUAACGUCUUUGUGCCUGCAGCAUAUCUGGGAAUUGUGGGAGGUGCCAGGUGCUUCAGCGCGAUCAAUCCAAUAUACACGGUUGAAGAGAUUGUCUAUCAGAUGAAGCUCACUGGUGCAAAGUGCAUUCUAGCUCACCCAUCAGUGGUUGAGCGCGACCUUGAAGCAGCUAAGAAAGCCGGCACGAAUCCCAAGAUCUUCCAAUUCUCAGACGAUGAAGCACCUUUGAAAGAAAUCAAAGCUGCCAAAGAUUGGCGGCAUAUGCUCGGCUCUGAGCAGGAGGCACAGUCGUAUCACUGGCCGGAACUUUCACCCGACGAGUCUGUGAACACAAUCGCUACGAUCAAUUUCUCUUCGGGCACUACGGGCCUGCCUAAAGGUGUCAUGAUUGGCCACCACGCUCUCAUCGCGAAUGUCGAGCAGACAGCAGCAGUUCGAUGGCCGCAUCUGGAUAUGAAGAAGGGAGAGAAGGUCAAGGGCGAAAGGUGGCUUGGCUUCCUCCCAUUGUAUCAUGCAUACGGUCAACUCUACGCGUGCGUGAUGGCUGUGAAGUUCCACGUCCCGAUCAGAAUAAUGCGGCAGUUUGUGUACGAAGAUUUCUGUAGCGCGAUCCAGAGGUACAAGAUCUCGCAUCUUCAAGUAGCACCACCUAUUCUGGUCAUGAUGGCGAAACGACCGGAGACCAAGAACUACGAUUUGAGCUCAAUACAGGGCAUCCUAUGUGGUGGGGCACCACUAGGGAAAGAGCUUCAAAAUGACAUCGCACGAAGGUUCAAUUGUGAAGUGAAGCAAGGAUGGGGAAUGACUGAAGUGACUUGUGGCUCAAUCUUGCAAUUCGAAUCAAGAGACGAUGGCACCGUCGGCAAGCUCAUUCCAAACAACAAGCUGAAGCUAGUGGACGACAAUGAUCAAGAGGUCGGUUUUGAUACUCCGGGUGAGAUGCUGAUAAAAGCGCCAAAUGUCAUGCUAGGCUACUGGCGGAAUGAGAAAGCUACCAGUGAAGCGCUCAGUCCAGAGGGCUGGCUCAGAACUGGUGAUAUUGCGGUAAUCAACAGAGAAGGCUACAUAUGGAUUGUCGAUCGGAAGAAGGAGUUGAUCAAAGUCAACGCUCUGCAAGUAGCGCCCGCAGAGUUGGAAGACAAGUUACUGGAGAAUCCCGAUCUUGCGGAUGCCGCGGUUGUUGGAAUUGCAAUCAACGACGAGGAGUGGCCGAGGGCAUAUGUCGUGCUUUCUGAAGACGGAAAGAAGAAGGGCGUGAAAGAGAAGGACGUACAGAAUUGGUUCAAACCCCGGGUGGCGAAGCACAAGGCGUUGGUUGGCGGAGUCCAAUUCGUUGAUGAAAUCCCCAAACUCCCGAGCGGCAAGAUCGUGCGCAAAUUAAUGAAAGAGUGGGCGAAACGAGAUGCACCCGAAGUCGAGAAAAGCUUCAAUCGAUCGAAGCUAUAG
Molecule: messenger RNA, 1677 nt
Organism: Pseudocercospora fijiensis CIRAD86
Lineage: Eukaryota; Fungi; Ascomycota; Dothideomycetes; Mycosphaerellales; Mycosphaerellaceae
Exons: 3
Coding region: 1-1677 (558 amino acids)
Biological process (GO): secondary metabolic process
Molecular function (GO): CoA-ligase activity
Source: RefSeq, a predicted model, not a curated record